Molecule: messenger RNA, 1402 nt
Organism: Culicoides brevitarsis
Lineage: Eukaryota; Metazoa; Arthropoda; Insecta; Diptera; Ceratopogonidae
Exons: 3
Coding region: 1-1104 (367 amino acids)
Source: RefSeq, a predicted model, not a curated record
AUGACAGACAAAGACACAAUGCGGUACCUUUGCUGGAGUAUCGUGACAAUUUGUUUUAUUGGCGAGGUGCUGGGACACGGGAGACUUAUUGAGCCACCAAGUAGAGCCUCGGCAUGGCGAUAUGGCUUCGAUACGCCGCCAAAUUACAACGAUCACGAAUUGUAUUGCGGCGGUUACAACACACAAUGGGCCAAAAAUGAAGGAAAGUGUGGUGAAUGUGGCGACGCUUACAACCUCCAAAAGCCCCGUCCUCACGAAUAUGGCGGCAAAUAUGGACAAGGUGUGAUUGUUCGUUCAUAUAAUCCUGGUUCCGAGAUGAUGAUUCGCGUGGAGCUGACUGCAUCUCACAUGGGUUACUUUGAAUUCCGUCUCUGUGAUCACGUGCAAGCACCACAAUCGUGCUUGGACAAACAUUUGUUGAAACUUAUCGGAGGAACACCCAGUCAACCUCAUCCAAAUGACUUGGAAACGCGUUUCUACCCACGGAACGGCAGUCGAAUCUACGAAAUUCGAGCUCAAUUGCCGAAAAAGCUUGAAUGCACAAAUUGCGUCUUGCAAUGGCGAUAUGUGGCAGGCAAUAAUUGGGGAAUUUGCGCUGAUGGCAACGGAGCUGUUGGAUGUGGACCGCAAGAGGAGUUCAGAGCUUGUUCCGACAUUCAAAUUGGCGAAGGCAAGGGCUCCCAACAACCAUCUCGUCCAUCGAAGCCAUCCAUCAAACCGAAACCACCUGUCGUGCCCGAAGGCGGAGCCGAUGGCGACAAAGACCAACAAGUGCCUGGCACAGACACGAACGAGAUUCCACCAGGCCCAUCGUACAUGGGACCAGUUGUGGCACUUUUCUCGCUUUUUCUGGUCUUAUGUGGAUUUGCUGCGAUCUAUCUUUACCACUAUCACGGAAAACGUUUUAAGCUUUUUAUGAGAUGGAACAAAAACAAGCAAGCACCGGUUACACACGUGUCUGCCACGCAUCAUCAGGUUGUGCCAAUUCCGCCAGCGCCCACAGAAAACCCGCCAGUGCCUCCACCUCGCACACGCCGACCACCCGUCAUUAGUCAUAGCAGCACCGUGAUAGGAAGUGAUAAGAAUUUGACUUCCAAUAGUUAGAAGACAUGCUGAAACGGAAAAUUGAAUUAAUUAACUGCACACAUGAUUCUGAAAAAAUUAGAAAUUUAAGUUAUACGAAUCGAAAUUGCCCUGAAUCGAGCUUCAUUUUAAGUUUUUUUUUUAAAUAUCGUCCGAAUUCCUGCCAUUUUUAAAAUACUCUUUAUUUCAAAAUCAAAUAUUUUUAUAGAAACCUUAAACAAGUCGAAACAAAGCUUUGAAUAUAUCGACGAUCGUCUAGGCGACUUGUUUAGUCUUUCAUCUGUCCCUUAUUUAGUUAGAUUUAAGUGAUAAAUUAUAA